Molecule: messenger RNA, 1099 nt
Organism: Lolium perenne
Lineage: Eukaryota; Viridiplantae; Streptophyta; Magnoliopsida; Poales; Poaceae
Product: probable ascorbate-specific transmembrane electron transporter 2
Molecular function (GO): oxidoreductase activity
Source: RefSeq, a predicted model, not a curated record
CCGUUCCAUGCGUGGUCGUGGCGGCAAGAGCAACCACGUCCAUAUAAACGUAACCGCCGACUGCUCCACUGGCCAUCGAUCCAACCUACUACGUCUACGUGCACCUCCGACCGUCGUUUCAGUGCUAUUCAGUUACGACUGGGAGUACGAACAGAGUGUCAGUCCUCCGUCCAAGAACGAUGAAGCCAGCGGGGUUAUCGCCGGCGCCCACCGGCAGGGCGGCGGGCGCGCGGACGCUGGCGGUGCACCUCCUGGCGGCGGCGGCCACGGCGCUGGUCCUGCUCUGGUGCAUCGGCUUCCGCGGCGGGCUCGCCUUCCGCUCCAGCAACAAGCAGCAAAUCUUCAACAUCCACCCGCCGCUCAUGCUCAUCGGCUUCAUCGUCAUCGGCGGGGAGGCCAUCCUCGCCUACCGCGUCCCGCUCCGCUCCGCCGCGUCCCGGGACGCCAGGAAGAAGGCGCACAUGGCGCUGCACGGCGCGGCGCUGGCCCUUGCCUCCGUCGGCAUCUACGCGGUCUUCAAGUACCACGCCGAGGCCGACAUCCCGAACCUCUACUCGCUCCACGCCUGGCUCGGCAUCGCCACCUUCGCGCUCUACGCGGCCCAGUGGCUCGCCGGCUUCCUCGCCUUCUUCUUCCCGGGCGCCAAGCCGGAGACCAGGCGCUCCGCGGUGCCGUGGCACGCCGUGCUGGGCUUCGUCGUGUUCGCGCUCGCCGUCGGCACCGCGCAGCUCGGCUUCCUCGAGAAGAUGACCUUCCUGCAGGCAUCGCCCUUGCGACUCGUCGCCAAGUACGGCGCCGAGGCGCUGCUCGUCAACUUCACCGCUAUCGUCGUGCUCCUCCUCGGCGUCGCCGUAGUGCUCGCCACCGUGGACUUCGACGCGAGCAGAUAUGAUGCCGAGUGACCCUGGGACGAUCCAUCAACGAUCCAGGUUAACUGUGAUUGUCACAACGCUAUACUGUCCGCACCUGCUUAUAUCGAUCUCACGCACGCACCUGUUAAUUACUCCAGUACUGUGCAGACUGUUAAUUAAAUUUCUGAAUUUGUCGUGUGCUGCGCAUGUAGAACUGGAGACUGAAGUAUGGAUGCAUAUUUUGAGCA